GUCGCUGUUUAAUCAACUGUUAUUUUCAGUGUCUGAGCGCCGUCGUCGCAGCCGCCGGAAGUCUGCAUGAAGCUGCGUCUCUCGCCGAGUCGACGGCGUCGACGUUUUUUUCUGUCUUCGUUUUUUUUAUUCGGGACUUUUUUUCUGUUUUUUUAUUUUCUCUCAGCGAGAUGCGCGCGGAGCGAGGGAUGGAGGCGUGGGGAGCGGAGUGUCCGUGCUCGCCCGGCGGCCGCUCGUUGGGCAGGAAUAACCGGGCCUGCGUGUAGCUAGAGCGAACAAAAGACAAAAUUAAUGGAGGCGCGUUAGCUAGCUCCCCUUUAUGUGGCGCUAGCGGCUAACGCUAGCAUGCUGCUCCAGACCCCGGACGCCUCCGCUGCUGCAGCUGCCCGCGUGCAGCUCCUCGUCCACGCUGGGCGCUCAGGGGUCGCGGUUAAACGGUUUAGGACACAUUUGCAUUUAGAGGACGUCACCAAUCACUGCUAGGUAGCAUUAGCAUCGGCUAGCAGGGGGCAGUUUUGGAGCCACUCGUCCAAAAAUGGCUCUGAGAGCAUGAAAGUCACUGAAACGUUGACUUUUCCUGAUCUAAUAUUGGCCCCGUUCAGCUGCAUCCUCUCAGAAGUUAUUGGAAUCAGACACGUCUUUUAUGUCUGGGCUGUGCGAGUGCGGAGCUGAGAGGUUCCUGCAAAUAUAAAAACUCAUUUGGAUGAGCUGCUCGAUUAGCGCAGGUUUAUAUGAUCAGUGCAGUUUCAGAAAUAAUGGACGAUUCCCAUUUCAACUCAUCAUACUUUUGGUCUCCCGUCCCCACAGUACAAGGACAGAUCGAGAACGCCAUGUUCUUGAACAAGGCUAAGGAGCAGCUGGGUCCUGAGAAGACUAACGCCUCGUCCUUCCCUCACUCCUCUGCGUCUUCCACCUCCACCCCUCACUACCCCACGGCGGUGCUCGCCAUCCCCGGCUCGGUGGACCCGGGGGCCGGGGUGAGAGUGGUUCCCAAACAGGAGGGAGGCGGCGGCAGCAGUGGCAGCGCGUCGCUGAGCUCGGUGGGAGGACACCUGCAUCAGUCGCACACGUCCCAGAACGUCACCGUCGUGCCUGUUCCUUCCACCGGUAUCAUGACUGCAGCCGGUUUGGUGAUCACCACACCUCAAGGCACACUGGUCCCCACUGCCUCCACACAGUCAUUUGUAGCUGGACCUCCCACUGCCACAACCAUGAUAGUGUCUGCAUUGCACCCCUCCAAUACAGAUAAGAAGGAGGACAUUUCUGUUCCCCCUGCAGUUGUCAUGCCGACGCCAUCAAAGCGAGGCAGGAAGAGCAAACAGGUGAUGGGCAGAGUGUCUGGGGUCCUCCCUGCAGGAAGCGAUGCAUUAAUACUGGCCCACCUUGCAGCUGGUGGACAGCACCACACUUCUGACCCAUAUGAUCUGUCAAAUGACGAGGACGAUCAUCCAAACAAAGACGGACCCAAAACCUACAGGUGUCGGAUGUGUGCAGUGACGUUUUUCAGCAAGUCAGACAUGCAGAUUCACGCCAAGUCCCACACGGAGGCCAAGCCCCACAAGUGCCCCCACUGCUCCAAGUCGUUUGCCAACUCCAGCUACCUGUCCCAGCACAUCCGCAUCCACAGCGGCGCCAAGCCCUACACCUGCACCUACUGCCAGAAGACGUUCCGGCAGCUCAGCCACCUCCAGCAGCACACACGAAACCACACGGAGGCCAAGCCCCACAAGUGCCCCCACUGCUCCAAGUCGUUUGCCAACUCCAGCUACCUGUCCCAGCACAUCCGCAUCCAUACCGGGGCCAAGCCCUACACCUGCUCCUACUGCCAGAAAACGUUUAGGCAGCUCAGCCACCUCCAGCAGCACACACGGAUUCACACCGGUGACCGACCAUAUAAGUGUAACCAUCCUGGCUGUGAAAAGGCGUUCACUCAGCUGUCAAACCUGCAGUCUCAUCGGCGGCAGCACAACAAAGACAAGCCGUACAAGUGUCACAACUGUAACCGUGGUUACACAGACGCUGCUAGUCUGGAGGUGCACCUGUCCACACACACCGUCAAACAUGCCAAACUGUUCUCCUGUGGCCUCUGUAACCGAUCCUAUACCUCGGAGACAUAUCUAAUGAAACACAUGAGGAAGCACAAUCCUGACCCGCUCACCGUGGCAGCGACGGUGGCCGCCCAGCAGGCCCAGGGCCUCACGCCAGGCGGAGGAGGGGGUCGGGGCCGAGGCCGCGGCCGAGGUAGAGGAGCGGGCCGAGCGGGCCAGCUUCAGACCAACCCGAACAAUACCAACCAGAACCCCAACCCCGGACCUCCGAGCAGCUACCAGCCGCCCCAGCAACCCACAGACGCUGUUGUUCCCUGUCCGUUUGACCUGCACCAAUACAAAACGGUGUCAGCCAGCGAGAUCCAGUACAAACCAGUGACUGUGGCGGACCUGCCAGUGACCCACAAAGACCUCUGCCUCACUGUGUCCACGUCAGCCAUACAGGUGGAACACAUGAACUCGUAGGCUGCAUCCUCCCACUCUGCAAGGAAUCACUUCUAAUUGUCUGCGGUGUAAAAAGGUCCACAUCAAGUAGUUCUACUGCUUAGUGUUAAAGUCUCCUUAAAACAACAAGAAAAAGCUUAGAGGGUGAAAGGUUGUACAUAGAGUUUGACCAAUGAUUGGUACUAAAACAAAACAGCACAGCAGUGAGAGGAUUCUUAUCCUGUUGCUUCAAGUGACAGUAUUUGAUUAUGUUCACUGUGAUCAAGUUACAUUUAUUUCACCCUUUGGUGUUUUUUCUUUGUUUGAAGAAGCUUUAAUAGUAAUGAUAUUAAAUUACUUGUUAAAAAAAGAUUUUACAUUAUACUCUGAAACUGAGCCCAUUUAGGACACUGAUAUAAGACUUAACCAACAAAAUGGGAAUCAGUUUUGUGGGAAUUUUUAUGGCUUGAUGCAGUUGGUACCUCAACUCUUGAAUUGGUCAAAAGCAAAAAAGUCCCUCAAAUCAUCCUUAACACACUGAUCCUAAACCAGUGAUGCUGCUGUGCGAGUCUGGGUUGAAGACAUUCACUUGUCCCUUUCAUUGCAUCAUAUUCUACAGGUCUGAUCAGACGAUAACAGUGUAAAAUAUCUGUAGAAUAAUAACGCACUAUUCUCUGAAUGUUUAUGAUCCAGAAGAUGGUGUAGAAAAUAUUCAGAUCACAUUAAUCUGAACAUUGACCAUCAUUAGUUUGAGAUAACAAUGAAAGAGCGAUGAAGGACUGUAGAGAUCCUCAGCAGCAGCACCCGAAACAGAAGAGUGAUGAAAAUUAGAGGUGUUUAAAUGGAUUUUAAUGACACUAUCGAGGUGCUGAAAAAUCUCUAAUCUGAAGUCUGAGAAGAGGAAGAGGAGCAGCAGGAGGGAAUGUGUGUCACCUGGGAUUCGUCUGCAGCUGAAUCUCAGUAUUCAUUUCAGAAAGUCAUGAUGCCCUUAUUUACACAGAGAUGAGGAACCAUUUGUUUGUCGGAGCCCAAAGUUUGGAACAGGAGACGGUUCAGAGAUGCACUAAAUGCAGAGCGGGAUGGAACGUGAGGAAGGUCACAAAGAAAGCACUUGAUGAAGCUCGUACUUCAACAUCUAUGUUUGUCAUUGUACUUUUUUUAUAGAUCAUAUGUAUGUAUUUUUCUACCAAUAGAUGAACGUGUAAACAAACUCAAAGAGAAAGUAAAGUGGGUGUGAAUGUGCACGGAGCAGAGAGAAAGCGGCUAAGGGAGUGUUUUGUCCCAUUUUUUGUUAAUACUUCUGAAAGUGAGUGAAAGUGGGCCAUCGGGACCUCCAGUGAGUCACUGUCAGGAUGGGAUGUGGGGAAAUAAUAAUUGACAGGUACUGUUAUCAAGCUUUUUUUAAAGGACUUUUCAUACAUAUUAUUACUACUUUCAUUAUGACUGUAUUGCAAAUGUUAUCCACAUUAUUAUCAAUCCGAGGCAUUAUUGUAUUGCAGUACGCUGUACAUAAAUAGAUAGAAAAGACUGUAAAAGGGAAAUAUGUCAUGUGUAAAGAUUAUAUGGAAACUAAACAAACUCCAAUUAAGAAGUAUCAAAUCUGAUGCUGUGUCCCGGGUCACCUUUACCCAUAACACCCCUCAACAAAGUCCUCAAAGAACUAUUGAUUAAAGGACCUGAAAGGUUUAAACACUGUGUUAUUUUAUUGGAAAACAUGUCCGGUUUCCAUUUUACCCUCGGCUCUUAUUGAUAUUAAUUUCAGAUGAUACAAGCUGAAAUGUGUUGAACACAGAAACUCACAGGCCAUGAUGUUGUGCCUAUUAGCGAAGAACGUUUUAACAAUGUAAAUGUGGACUCCUCCAAUCUGAGUCAUGAAGACAAAUGAGUAGAUCCUAACGAUGUUGAGCGUCAAACAGGUUGUGCUGUCUGUGACCUCGGACACCGCUGCCAUGUUUUUGUGCACAAGCGAUCUGUGCCCAAUCAACCGAAUGGAGCAGCCUCACACUGGGCUGUCCUCAUGUAUACUCCCUGUAUUUCAUUGUCUUUUUAUGAAAGAAUAACGUACCAAUGUUAUUACUGAUGCUCCUGAUGAUAAUAUGGUUAUUAACUGCCCUCUGAUGCUACACUCUUGCAUUCUGUGUGCACAGUUACACCUCUUGCUCAUCUGAACAGACUGUUUCUUCCUUUAUGGAGAAUAAAGUUUGAAAAUAGUUUAUGAUGAAAAAAACGUA
Messenger RNA from Betta splendens (Siamese fighting fish), 4702 nucleotides. RefSeq names its product zinc finger protein 384 a (gene znf384a). Gene Ontology annotation, biological process: regulation of transcription by RNA polymerase II. The transcript has 11 exons. The record is from RefSeq and is a predicted model, not a curated record. Gene Ontology annotation, molecular function: RNA polymerase II cis-regulatory region sequence-specific DNA binding; DNA-binding transcription factor activity, RNA polymerase II-specific. Gene Ontology annotation, cellular component: nucleus. The coding region runs from base 732 to 2513 and encodes 593 amino acids. Lineage: Eukaryota; Metazoa; Chordata; Actinopteri; Anabantiformes; Osphronemidae.